AUGAUGCAUCGCGGGCGCCAGCCGUCCUGCGCAAGCGCGACCGCCGUUGGGUGUCCUCUGUACGGGCGAACUAGGCAGAGGGGUCGAGGCGGAGGCCGGGGCAGCGAGUCUGAGAGCAGAGUCAGCCGCGCGCCGCAGCCAUGCCGGACAGCUGGGACAAGGACGUGUACCCCGAGCCCCCACGCCGCACGCCGGCGCCCUCGCCGCAGACCUCGCUGCCUAACCCCAUCACCUACCUUACGAAGGCGUUCGACAUCCUCGUGGACCGGCCCGUGACCCUGGUGAGAGAGUUUAUAGAGCGGCAGCACGCCAAGAACAAGUACUACUACUACCACCGUGAGUUCCGACGGGUGCCGGACAUCACAGAAUGCAAGGAGAAGGACAUCCUGUGCAUGUUUGAAGCAGAAAUGCAAUGGAGAAGAGACUACAAAGUUGAUCAGGAAAUUGUCAACAUUAUCCAGGAAAGACUGAAGGCCUGUCAGCAGAGGGAAGGUGAAAGCUACAGGCAGAACUGUGCCAAGGAACUGGAGCAGUUCAGCCAGGUGUCCAAGGCCUACCAGGACCGCUAUCACGACCUGGGGGCCCAUUAUUCUGCCAGGAAGUGCCUGGCAAAACAGAAGCAGAGGAUGCUGGCAGAGAGAAAAGCCGCUAAAGAGGCCGCUGCUGCCUGAGGCAGCUCUACGAACGCCCUCACUGUUGCUAAAAUAAAGAGUAAUGGAACUUG
Messenger RNA from Camelus dromedarius (Arabian camel), 724 nucleotides. It is a transcript of the gene NDUFB10, whose product is annotated as NADH:ubiquinone oxidoreductase subunit B10. The coding region runs from base 141 to 671 and encodes 176 amino acids. Lineage: Eukaryota; Metazoa; Chordata; Mammalia; Artiodactyla; Camelidae. The record is from RefSeq and is a predicted model, not a curated record. The transcript is spliced from 4 exons.